CAGUUAGAGCCAGGCAUGUGGCACACGCCUGUAAUCCCAGCACUUGGAAGGCUGAGACAAGAGGGUUUGAGGCCAUCAUGGGCUUCAUGGCUGGUGUUUGGAAUGCUUUAUCCUGCAUAUUAUUCAUACAAAACGGUGAAGACAAAAAAUGUGAAGGAGUAUGUGCGCUGGAUGAUGUACUGGAUUGUUUUCGCUCUGUACACCGUGAUUGAAACAAUAGCGGAUCACACGGUUGCUUGGUUUCCCUUGUACUAUGAGCUGAAGAUUGCUUUUGUCUUAUGGCUGCUCUGUCCCCAUACCAAAGGAGCAAGUUUAAUAUAUAAAAAAUUCCUUCAUCCACUUCUUUCUUCAAAAGAAAGGGAAAUUGAUGAUUAUAUUGUACAGGCCAAGGAACGAGGCUAUGAGACUAUGGUAAACUUUGGGCGACAAGGUUUAAACUUAGCAGCUACUGCUGCUGUCACUGCAGCAGUGAAGGGCCAAGGAGCGAUAACUGAACGUUUAAGGAGUUUCAGUAUGCAUGACUUAACGGCCAUCCAAGGUGAUGAGCCUGUGGGACAAAGACCGUAUCAGCCUUUACCAGAAGCAAAAAAGAAAAGCAAGCCAGCCCCCGGUCAGUCAGCAGCGUAUGGAAUUCCACUGCAAGACGGAGAUGAGAAGACAGACGAAGAAGCGGAUGGGCCAUAUUCGGAUGACGAGAUGGUGACACACAAAGGACUUCGAAGAUCACAGAGCAUGAAAUCUGUGAAAACCAUCAAAGGCCGAAAGGAGGUGCGGUAUGGUUCGCUGAAAUACAAGGUGAAGAAGAGACCGCAGGUGUAUUUUUAGUCAUCAAACUUCAAGUACCCUAAGACAAGUAAUACUAAUGCACCAGCUUCAUUUUCUAACAUGUUAUCUUCAGGAUUUACACAUGACAGUGAUUCCUUGUAUUGUGGCAAUAAGAUUUAGUUUCAUGAAUUUAAAUAUUUUUACAUCUUUAACAAUUACUUUUAAAUAUUGAAGAAAGGUAAUCACACAAGCUGUAUUAACUUAUGUACCCAAACGUGUAGGAAACCAUGUUACACAGGCCCACAGUAUACUUGAAGAAACUCACUAUGGUUCAGAAUCUGUCAGCCUCUGUGUGUUACAUUACAUUUACCUCCAGCUGUGUUGUGUCUGGACACAUGCGAAUGGUAACUAAGCCUCUGAUCAGGCAGUGGUAUCACAAGGCCAUACAGUAAGUAGUGAAGUACGUUAUUCUUUACAUUGUUACUUUUGUAAUACUUUCUACUUUUUUCACCUUUAACUGAAAGAUUUUGAAACAAAUAUUUGAAAAGCUGGUAUUCAUAUAGCGCUUUCCUAACUAGUUUUGCACUCUUGAAAAUUGUUUACUUUUUUUACAUCUAUACAUUGCCUUUAAAUUUUAUUGACACUACAUUGUUUGUCAUAUUCUGACGUGUUGAGAUUAUGCCUUGAAGAACAUUAUCUCCUUUCUUGUGGGUUCCAUUUGUUCAAUUUAUUGGAUUUAUAAUAUUAAAAUACAUCUAAUUAUUCCAUUUUAACUUUUUAAGUUAGCUUCUUUACAAAUGAGAAGUUACUUUAAACAUUAGUUGUCCAUAUUUAGCUGUACAAUGUAGUUAAACUUAGCACAUUUAUCAACACCAAUUACAUUUUCUGUUUGUAAAAAUGGUAUUAGCUUUUGUGAAAUGGAAUUGGAGAACAGUAUAACAGUCUUUUAAUUCAUAAAAUUAUCCAACAGCCAAUCCAUUCACAAGCUUGGCAUUGAUAUGUACUGCUGGUUUAUAAAUCUGGCAUUGACUAAAAUCAUUUGAAUCUUCUUCUGGCUGAGAUAAUUCUCUGAAUAUGAGUGUCCAUGCAAAAUACAGACAUGAUUAAUCCUCUAUAUCAGAAACUAUUAGAAAUAUCAUUGUUUAAUCCAAGAAAUUUGGAGAUCUAGAACCGUGAGGCUUUCUUCAGGUUGCACCAAUAACUAUGCAUUAUGAGCCCUUAGUCAGUAUUUUAUGGGUGAUGAUUUUUCUGAUCAAUAAUCAAAUUUGUACUUACUAUGCUUAUUCAGAUAAUUUACUUGGCCAGCCUAUUUGUUUGCCCAAAAGAGAACAGUAAGAGAGAUUUGUGGGACGUUUGACUUUUCUGCCUUUUAAGAAAAGUAAGCCACCUGGUAAUAUAUAUUCAAGACCCCCUCGGAGUAUUGGCUGAGAACAGAAUGUUUACUCAGGGGUACAUUAGUAUAAUUCAUACAUUGCCUCUUGAUAGUAGUCUUAAUAUUUUUACACUGUCCCACAUUCUUGAUACAUAAUCCCAAGUAAAAAUUCAUUCCCCGUUUUUCUCCCAGAGUUUAAAACUAUGAAUAUCCACAUCUACUUUUACUUAACUACUUUUUAGCCUUUUCAUUUCUUGAAGGACUGUCUAGUUUUAUGCUAAACUCCUAUGAAUUCUAAUUAUAAAUGCUUGGAAGCAAAUUUUAUUUAUAUUGCCUGGUGCUAGACUUCGAUAUAAAUACUACAUCAUGCUAGCUUCUGCUACACACAGGCAUUCAGAGGCAGUGUCAUCUCACAUUGCCUGAUCAGGUCAUGUAAGUCACCUUGUAUCAAAAACAGUGUCUUCGGACGCCAACUGGCACCAUUUGCCUUUUUCAGUUCUAAUUAUCUUAGCAUUAGGCCUGUCCUGUGGGGCUAAGGACCUAACUCAGUGGCAGAGGACGUGCUUAACCUGAGCAAGGCCCUGGGUUCAGUCCCCAAAACACUCACACAUACUAUCCAUUGGUAUGGAUGUUUAUAUCUUAGAAACAGAACACUUCGUUUCCGACAGCCCCACCCUGGGAGCAGCCGUGCAGGUCCUUCAGCGUGCUCCUUCCCCUUUGGUCCAGAUGUGUUUGUGCUGCUGCCGUCCUUAUAUGAAAUUGAUACCAUCAUGUUCUCCCAUGUUCUGUCUCCUUUUACAUUUCUUACAUUUUGGUGUUGUCCUCUUGCUGUGUUUUAGCAUGGCCCUGUCUUUGAGCUUUGUGUAAUAAGCUUACACAUUUGUACUUCUUUUAAGGUGGAAUAGGUCUUUCUUUGUUUCUCUGCAUUUACAUCUACUGAUUUUAAAAGAUGUACAUUUCCUGUAGACCAGAGUGCCUCGCCUUUCCCCUCUCCACUCAGUGGCCAGGCCCUUCGGUGCACAAGCGACCUAGAGCACUGUUUCGGUAGCUGUGGGAACUUACCCAGAAAUUGUAGCUGGUAUUUUUUUUUUUCUUCUUUUUGGUUUUUUUCCGGUACUGGGGAUCGAACUCACAACCUUGCGCUUGCCUGGCAGGUGCUGUGCCACUAAGCUAAAUCCCCAGCCCAUAGCUGGUCUUUCUUAAACUGUAUACUUACCCAGCUUGUUCACCAGUGCUUAACCAUUUGCCAAGCUUGUUUAGAAGUAAUAACUGACCAAUUCUUACUCUGUUAUACUGUACACCAUUUUCCAUGGUAUAAAAAAGCACUAGCUGUAACUCUAUAUCUAAGUAAUUAAUUAUGCACCCAUAUCCCUUCCACACACCUCAUUGUCUAUCUGUGUGUUUGGCUAAGAAAUGAUACUGCCACCAUUACUAAUUAUAAAUACUUGACUACACUGGUUGAUGGAACAAAAUCAUUAAAGUGUUUUCAGGGAUCAUUUUCCAUGUCUCACCACCAAAGAAUUGUGCAGUGUUAUAAAGUGUAUAAAUUUCUGUAAAACAUUGGUUAGAUAAGUAUGUCUUCUUUCUUUCUUGAAAUAACAUGUAGUUUGUACUUUUGGAAAGGGCUUGAACUUUUAUGUUGUUAAAAUAUAUCAUCAGUAUCAUCACUACCUUAUAUUGAAGUAAUUUUUAUUUUAUAAUUGGAAUGGUCUAAAUUCUCAUUUAAUACCUUUUAUCAGGAAAAAGGAGCUAAUAUGUAUUUAAAAGCAAUUUCCUAUGUUUUCUCCUGUGUAGGUUAUUUGUGAAACAAGUAAUGUUUGAGAUCAUUUCUGUUGCGAUAUGCAGUAUGUAUUUCUUAGUAAAUAUCAUCUAAGAUUAAAGUUUUCUGAAGAGAGCUUUUUUUUCCCUAAAUGUUUUGAAUGUUUAGUCUUUCAGUAGUAUUCUGAAGAUUUGAUGUAUCUCAGCCCUACUUAAACAUUGACCAAUAGCUUAACAUUUUCUCUUCUAACAUCUUUUAAAUCUAUGUACUUUAAUAGCUAAAAGAAAAUAAUUUUACAAAACUUUACUCUCUUUGUAAAAGUUGCCUUUUAGCCCAGUAUAUGGGUAAUUUUAAAAGUGUAUUUUUUGAAAAUAAACUCAUUUAUUAGUGGUAA
Chinchilla lanigera (long-tailed chinchilla) is the source of this 4290-nucleotide messenger RNA. It is a transcript of the gene Reep3, whose product is annotated as receptor accessory protein 3. Lineage: Eukaryota; Metazoa; Chordata; Mammalia; Rodentia; Chinchillidae. Gene Ontology annotation, biological process: endoplasmic reticulum tubular network organization. The record is from RefSeq and is a predicted model, not a curated record. Gene Ontology annotation, molecular function: microtubule binding. Bases 16 to 825 code for a protein of 269 amino acids. The transcript has 8 exons. Gene Ontology annotation, cellular component: endoplasmic reticulum membrane; endoplasmic reticulum tubular network; cytoplasmic microtubule.